AUGGCGGCCAAUUACUGGGCAUCGACGCAGAGACGGCAUUGGCUGUUUACUAGGGAGAGGCUCACUGAAGUCCGUGAAGGUUUCAAGGAGAGAGACAGGGCUGCACAUUCACAAUUUCCUUUGCCAGACCAAAGGUUGCUGAAUAUCUACUUCAGCCAACAACUCAUUAAACUCGGGAAGAGAAUGUCCACUAGGCAGCAAGCACUUGCAACAGCUCAAGUCUACAUCAAGAGAUUCUACACCAAGAACGAGAUAAGGCACACCAAUCCUUACCUCGUCGUGACCACGGCAUUUUAUCUCGCGUGUAAAAUGGAGGAAUGUCCUCAACAUAUCCGAUUUGUUGUGGCGGAGGCUCGAAAUUUCUGGCCAGAAUUCAUUGCUCCGGAUGUAUCCAAACUCGGGGAAUGUGAAUUCACUCUAAUUUCAGAGAUGAAUUCGCAGCUCAUUGUUCAUCAUCCGUACCGAAUAUUAUCAGAAUUGCAACCUGAGUUGUCACUUACUUCGGACGAGGUUGCCCUUGCAUGGUCGGUAAUCAACGACCAUUACUUAACAGACUUGCCACUACUUUAUCCGCCCCACGUUAUUGCAGUCAUGGCCAUUAUCGUCGCCGUUGUAUUCAAGCCGAGCCAAACAAGCUUCCAUGGAUCUGCAGCUCCUAUAGCUUCGGCAAUGCGAGAUGGGGGUAUGAAUAUUCUUGCCGCAUUAGGGGAUAAAAACGGCAAUGGCCCACCUCCUCGAAUUCAGAAACUUAUUUCCUGGCUGGCUGAGAGCGAAGUUGAUAUCCGGGCCGUCGUCGAAUGUACCCAGGAGCUAGUGUCAUUAUACGAGGUUUGGGAGCAAUACAGCGAAAAGCAUUGUAAAGAACUCCUGGGGCGGAUGAUCAAAAGCAGGAACUUGGAUAAAUAG
Aspergillus tanneri is the source of this 906-nucleotide messenger RNA. It is a transcript of the gene ssn8, whose product is annotated as cyclin-dependent protein serine/threonine kinase regulator SSN8. Gene Ontology annotation, molecular function: cyclin-dependent protein serine/threonine kinase regulator activity. Lineage: Eukaryota; Fungi; Ascomycota; Eurotiomycetes; Eurotiales; Aspergillaceae. Gene Ontology annotation, biological process: positive regulation of transcription by RNA polymerase II. The record is from RefSeq and is a predicted model, not a curated record. The transcript is spliced from 3 exons. Bases 1 to 906 code for a protein of 301 amino acids. Gene Ontology annotation, cellular component: mediator complex; nucleus.